UAUGCCCUGGAAAGUUUUACUGAAAUGCGAAGUACCAGUAAGGCAGUGGAAGGUGUUACACUUGGGCAGUUCUUGCAACAGCAAGGUGCAUCCCGCUUAACAAGUGCGGAGCUAAAUCCAUGGGACUACGCAAUCCAUCCACCUGAAACGUUUGUCGAACAGGUGAAGGUGCUGGAAAUGCCGGGCACCAGCGAACUGGUACCAUGCCAUUCCUGCAAUGCGGAGGGCUUAACGCACUGUUUCUACUGUCGAGGCUACGGAACUGACAAAUGCACUUAUUGCAGGUUAUGUGUUCUAAGGAUUUUAAACGUUGCGGAUUGGAAGGUUCAUUUCAAGGCACAGCUUCUCUAG
Messenger RNA from Gongylonema pulchrum, 351 nucleotides. NCBI's taxonomy places the organism in Eukaryota, Metazoa, Nematoda, Chromadorea, Rhabditida, Gongylonematidae. The record is from the annotation of a GenBank genome assembly.